Molecule: messenger RNA, 3198 nt
Organism: Trichomycterus rosablanca
Lineage: Eukaryota; Metazoa; Chordata; Actinopteri; Siluriformes; Trichomycteridae
Gene: ppp2r5ea
Product: protein phosphatase 2, regulatory subunit B', epsilon isoform a
Exons: 14
Coding region: 450-1856 (468 amino acids)
Biological process (GO): signal transduction; protein dephosphorylation
Cellular component (GO): protein phosphatase type 2A complex; nucleus; cytosol
Molecular function (GO): protein phosphatase activator activity
Source: RefSeq, a predicted model, not a curated record
UUGUUGGUUGUUAGGAGUGAUUAUAAAUAUUAAAGUUAAACACUUGCAGUGUGAGGAAAAGUUCUGAAACGUGUGAGGCGAGAAAAGAAAAAAUAGAACAGCGGGGAAUGUAGCCGCUCACUUUUUCCGUUGAGGUUAGCUCGCAGUAGAGACUGGACAGUAGCGAGAGGAAUUAGCAGCUCGCUAGCUAUGCAGAGUCUCGGGUCGUUUAAUGCUAACUAGCCGGUUAGCAAGAACACAGAGUCCUGUGCGCUUUGGGUGAACCUGCAUUACUGUAGCUGUUGUUUUGAGAAAUAUUAAUUCUGAUAGUUGACUGCAAACCGGCGAAGUUGUCGAACUAGCGUGCUAGUAACCGAGCCAACAUUGACGCUAACGCUAGCUUCACCACCCUUGUCCAACACGUUUAGGCAUUUUACCAGCUGGACCGGAUAAGUUGACGGUUGAGGACUAUGUCUUCAGCAGCCACCGCGCCCCCAUCUGCGGAUAGGGUGGACGGCUUCUCAAGAAAGUCAGUCCGAAAAGCCAAGCAAAAACGAUCACAGAGCUCAUCCCAGUUCAGAUCUCAGGACAAACCCGUUGAGCUAGUGCAGCUGCCCCUGCUAAAAGAUGUGUCUGUCCAGGAGCAGCCAGAGUUGUUUUUGAAAAAGCUGCAGCAAUGCUGUACUCUCUUUGACUUUAUGGACACACUCUCUGACCUCAAGAUGAAGGAAUACAAGCGCUCCUCUCUGAAUGAGCUUGUGGAUUAUGUCACGGGUAGCCGGGGCUACCUCACUGAACAGACAUACCCGGAAGUUGUCAAAAUGGUGUCCUGCAACAUGUUCAGAACACUUCCGCCCAGUGACAGUAACGAGUUUGAUCCAGAGGAGGAUGAGCCCACGCUAGAGGCCUCAUGGCCACACUUACAGCUCGUCUAUGAGUUCUUCAUUCGCUUUUUGGAGAGUCAGGAGUUUCAGCCCAGCAUUGCCAAAAAAUACAUUGACCAGAAAUUUGUACUACAGCUUCUAGAGCUGUUUGACAGUGAGGACCCCCGUGAAAGGGACUGUCUAAAGACUGUCCUGCACAGAAUCUAUGGCAAGUUUCUUGGUCUCAGGGCCUUUAUCCGCAAACAGAUCAACAACAUUUUUCUUGGAUUUGUGUAUGAAACAGAGCACUUCAACGGAGUGGCUGAGCUGCUGGAGAUACUGGGAAGUAUCAUCAAUGGAUUUGCACUUCCUCUAAAAGCUGAACAUAAGCAGUUCCUGGUAAAAGUCUUACUGCCUCUGCAUUCAGCAAAGAGCCUUUCCCUCUUCCAUGCACAGUUGGCUUACUGUAUUGUGCAGUUCUUAGAGAAAGACCCCACGCUAACAGAACCUGUGAUAAGAGGCUUGUUAAAGUUCUGGCCAAAAACCUGCAGUCAAAAAGAGGUAAUGUUUCUUGGUGAGCUGGAGGAAAUUCUUGACGUGAUUGAACCCACACAGUUCGUGAAGGUCCUGGAACCUCUGUUCAAGCAAAUUUCAAGAUGUGUAUCCAGCCCUCACUUUCAGGUGGCUGAGCGAGCCUUGUACUACUGGAACAAUGAAUACAUCAUGAGUCUGAUAGAGGAGAACUCCAAUGUCAUUUUGCCAAUCAUGUUUGCCAGUCUCUACAGGAUCUCCAAAGACCACUGGAAUCCAGCAAUAUCUGCUUUAAUCUACAAUGUGCUUAAAGCAUUCAUGGAGAUGAACAGCGCGCUGUUUGACGAACUUGCUGCAACUUACAAAUCAGAUCGUCAGAGGGAAAAGAAGAAGGAGAAGGAGCGGGAGGACCUGUGGCGAAAGCUGGAAGAGCUGGAGCUGAGGCGGGGAGUGGAGAACAGUGACGGCAUCAUUCCUACCUAAAGUGGGUGUGGCCCCCCCACCUCAACACCUGGCUCCAACCAAUGGUUCUGAUUUCUGUCACAGGGACUUCAAAUCCUCGGGCUGCAUACUUUACUGUACACUCCUAUAUUCAUUUAGCCCCCCCUUCUCCCAAUGACACUGUAAAAUGCCCUUCCAUUCUAGUUUCUUUUUAUAAGAAUAUUUUGCUGAAAGAAUAGACAAUAAAGCUGAAAAGGACAACAGGAGAUGUGUACUGUAGGGAAAAAGACUAUACAAUAUCCAUGCUGUUUCAAAAUCCCACAUAAUCAACCUUGGGAUGCAUUUUGAAAGGUUUUUCUAAGAAGAGGAGUAUCGUUGUCUUAAUGACGCCCCGUAGUGCAAUGAUUGUCUGUGUCGUGUCAUUCAGUCUUGUGACACCUUCCUUCUUUGUCCCAGUCCUUUUUUACAUAAAACUUUUUCAGGGAAGGACUUGAUGGCACAUGAUAUGUGUUUUUAAAAGGUGCGGCUACUGUACCCUAGACUUAACACAGACAAUAGCCAAACAAGCAAGGGUGCGGAGAAAAAAAAGCUCUCCCCUGUUUUUUUGAUGCGUGUUCAGUUGCCAGUCUGGCAUUGGUACCCUUAAUAAGCUUUAAAAGCGUCAGGAAUUCGUUGGCUCCAGCCUUUGACGUUAUCUCACAGAAGUAUUUUUUUCUGUAACAGUACUUCCUUUGCUUAUCAAGAACUAUGCUGCAAUUCAAGAAUGUCUUCAGAGAUGACAUUUUUUCACACCCUGGACUUUGUUUUACCUUUCCUGUAAUGCAGUGUUCAGAACUUGAUUCAGUGUUUUUAAGUGAUUUGUUUUAACUUCUUACCUUCAAACUUUUAGCCAUGAGCAACUUUGUCUCCUGCUCUUAUUUUUGGUUGGUUGGAUGCCUAAUGAUUUAGGUAGAGCUAGAUGAAUUUCCAAAAUUUCCAAAAGAUUUUGCAGGAGGAAAACCUGUAUAUACAGCCUUUAAAAAAAAAUGCUGAUACAGGUCUUACUUCUACUCAGAAAUAUGAGUCGGGAUGGCGGGUUAAGAUGAAAGCACUUCGAAUUAGUUAAUUUGUUGUGUUCACAGGACUCGAUAUCCGUUUGUUUUUAUUUUGUCUUAUUUUAAAUCCAAAUCAUGGGUGUGGAUUUUACAUAUAAGGAAGGUGUAUUUUUUAGGCCUGAUGUUUCUCUUUCUCUGUGGGCCUUUUCCUUUCCCUUUCAUCAAUAUUGUGUUUUUUUUAAUGGCCCAACUGUUUGUUGAAAUCCAAAAGAAAGGGUUUUAUGAAUAGAAUAAAUCUUAAUUAUUUUAAAAAAUACAGAGCUAUUAAAUAAACUUGUUUUGUGAUAAAA